GGAAACCGAGCCAACAGGUGUAGCCAACGGCAGAGAGACGCCUCCCUUGAGUGUAAACAAGGGAAGGAUCCUCAAGACCAUAACACUCGCUUAUGAGGGAUGCCGCCUCCUGUUCUAGAACCCGAUAGACAGAGGUGGCAGCAUACACGCAAGUCAGAGCAGCUGUUCCCAUCAAUUCCAUGGAUUGAACUCCUAUUUUAUUUUGUUUCAUUUUGGAGUGGAUGUUUUUACAGUCUUUAUAGAUUUUAUCGAACUUCUCAAAGAUGGGGCCAGUAUUUACCUGUUACACCCAUAGAAGACAGUUGGUUUGGCAGUCGUCAAGACCAGACUGACUUGGAGUGGUAUGUGUGGCCACCAAUAAUCCUCAGUUAUGCUCCAUGGGCAUUUCUCCACAUUGUGUUAGCUCAGCUUAUAAGGAGGUUUUGCCCACAGCAUCUUUGUCGUUUCUACAUCGUAUUUAGUGUAUACAUGAUUAUCCCGUUGAUAGGGAGAGUCGGCACAGGCCUUUGUUUUGCAGUGCCGUCAGUUAUGUUUGUUGUACUUCUUACAAGGAGCAAGGUGAUCAUUUGGCUCACCUGGUGCCUGAUAUUAAUCCUCUUCAAUACACAGUUUUUCAUCAGCUAUCUGGAAACGUGGGUAGAAGACAUUCCAGAAGGCGAUUACAAAGUCUCGGUCAUGGUUGCUUGGAUCAUCCUCCGCAGCUUGAGCUUUUGCCUAGAAGUUUGCGACACAGACCCCGAAGGCGUGCUGAGUCCGUUGCCCCUCCUUACCACACUCUUGGGGUAUUGCCUCUAUUUACCAUUUGUGUGUACUGGCCCAUACAUGCCUUUUACAGACUUUCAAGCAGGACUCUUGCUUCCAUACAGAGAAUGGACACUAAAGAGAGUUCUUGGUAUGGUGCUACAAAUUAUAAGAUUUCUGUGGUGGAUGGGUUUCACUCAGGCUCUUCUGUUCCACUUCUAUGCCCAUUCAUUGCAUUUCACGCCAGAAUUAGUGAGGAAGAUGACUUCGUGGUCAAUGGCAGGCUUUGUGUAUUUUUUAACUGCAUUUUUGCAGCUGAAAUAUGUGGUGCUAUAUGGACUGCCAUCUGUGAUAGCUCGUGUGGAAGGUUACGACCCUCCCAGACAUCCCCGUUGUACACUCAUGACAUACAGAUUCUCAGAUAUAUGGAGAUAUUUUGACCAUGGCCUUUAUCGUUUCAUGCUAAAGCAUAUCUACAUACCUUGGGUGGGAGCAGAUAACAGCUUAAUCAGACAAGUACAAGGGACAGCACUUGUGUUUACAUUUGUGUACGUUUGGCAUGGUGUAUCAACGCAGGUCUUCUGGUGGGCUACCAUAAAUUUCUUCGGGGUAUUUGCAGAAAAAUUGGGAGAUCAUAUUAGCCGAAUGCCAGCAUAUGAAACCUGGGAGAGUCGGUGGUUCCCAGGCUCGUGGCAGCGCCGUCUGCAUGGGUUGGUGGCUGUGUGCCUUUACGUGCCAUCUCUUGCUGCUCUUACUAUAUUUCUCUCCAAUCUUGAAAAUGCAUUUGCUAUUACCACAAGAAUAUUUAUAUCAGGGUUUCCAGAAUGCACCCUCAGCACCUUCUUCUUCAUGUUCUGUUUGGGACAGUGCAGUAUGGAGCUUCAGAACUGGAAGAUCAGACAAAAAGAUAAACAUAAAUCUAGUUAGCAUUAAUAAAAGUAAUACUAAAAUAUAUAGCCAAAAAUAUAACUGGAGGUGAUAUGAAUUAAUAUUUUAGUCACUGUACAGUUAAUAAGACAAAGGGAAUGUGUAUGAGUCAGGUGGCAGAAAGUAUAUAGAGGUAUAUUUUUAAUAUAUAUCUAUUUUUAUUGUGAUUUGUAGGAGUUGUCAUCCCUUUUUUUGACAUGUGCAGAUAGCUAGUUUAUUUUUUAUGGUACAUCCUUGGUUGUGUUUGCUUGUUGGCAUAUGUGAAAUUUAGAGUUAGCAUAUUCAGCAACCUAGAGCCCAGGUGAGGAGAAAUCAUAGGUAAGACAUUUUAUGGUGCUUUCUCGAUUCCACUAAAAGACAGAAAAGCUAAAGUCAUUUUAAAGUUGUUAUGUUCAUAUACCGACCCAACACUAUUGGUUUACUUCAGAAAUUUAAUUAUAUUGUAUCACCAUUUACUAUUAAGGCCUAGUAUGGGAGAGGAAUUGAUAGAUUUUGUCACUUUAGUGCAAGGGAAAUCAGUUGAUUUUACAUCCUUUUUAACCUGCUGUUUAAAAAGUGGGAGGAAAUGGAAAUGUGGAAAGAUUUUUUUUUUUUUUUUCUGAUUUAGUUAUUUUAUUGGUCAUAAAAUUUCAUGAGGAGUUAAAUUUAUUUCAGCAUAAAUUAGAAAAUCUUUUACAUGAAGCGAGAUUAGUGUCUGAAGGAAUAAUCAUAAAUGAUAAGAAUCUCAUGCACUUAUACUGAUAAAUAAUCUCAAAGACUUUAGUUUUGAAAGAAAUUGUGUAACUUAUGAGUAUCUACUUCAGGUGCAGUUUAAAGUUACAUUAUUUGUAUGAGUAUUAUUAUUACAUCUGUAAUAAGAUUUACAUACAAGGGUUAGAUAUAUGAAGGAGUUGUGUAAUAAAUGAGUUUAUAUUUAAUUCUGUCAGUUUUUAUCAUUUUAUUUACUCUGUUUUUCCAGUAUGGUAUAUUUACUCUGAAAAAGGAUGGAUGAAAAGUAAUUGCCACAAAAUUAAAAACAGGGAACAUAAUAUAGAAGUUGCAUAGGCAAAACAAGACUAGCUUUCCUGGAAUGUACUACACUGUAUAUUACUCUAUAAUACUUAUACAUUGCAAUAUGUUUUUUUAAUAAUAUGUUUUAAAUAUUAAUUGGUAUCACAGAUCACCUAGUAAUAAUCUUGAGAACAAAAAUGUGUUUUAAAUGCAUCAAGAAUUCUACACUCAAAACUUUGUUUGAGAAGAAAAUAGAGUGGCUGCAAUUUUAUUACUACUCAUGCCCUCAGUAUGAUUAUAGGUUGCUCAAAAGGAUUCAUUGUCUUUCAGUAGCAAGAAUUUUCUCAUUCACACUCAUGUCUUGUGAUCAUAAUUGUAUUUCAGAUGAUCUUGUAUUACUACCAAAAAGCAAAUGAACAGUUGUUAGUAAAA
Penaeus monodon (black tiger shrimp) is the source of this 3090-nucleotide messenger RNA. RefSeq names its product protein-cysteine N-palmitoyltransferase HHAT-like (gene rasp). The record is from RefSeq and is a predicted model, not a curated record. Gene Ontology annotation, cellular component: endoplasmic reticulum. Bases 100 to 1668 code for a protein of 522 amino acids. The transcript is spliced from 11 exons. Gene Ontology annotation, biological process: protein palmitoylation. Lineage: Eukaryota; Metazoa; Arthropoda; Malacostraca; Decapoda; Penaeidae. Gene Ontology annotation, molecular function: palmitoyltransferase activity.